Chanos chanos (milkfish) is the source of this 1735-nucleotide messenger RNA. RefSeq names its product COP9 signalosome complex subunit 5. Bases 165 to 1172 code for a protein of 335 amino acids. The record is from RefSeq and is a predicted model, not a curated record. The transcript has 8 exons. Lineage: Eukaryota; Metazoa; Chordata; Actinopteri; Gonorynchiformes; Chanidae. Gene Ontology annotation, molecular function: metallopeptidase activity; protein binding.
UUGUACUAUGAUCUGCUAUUGCUGACAGACUCGAACAGUACAUUUAUAUUAUGUGGAGUUUUCAAACUAUGUCGUUCUUUACUGAGUAACUUGAGUUCUUGGUAGAGAAGCGGGCCCAGAGGACGUGAAAUAUUUAGUUUCUGAAAGUCGCUGAGGCUUAAACUAUGGCGGGGAGCAGCAUUGCACAAAAGACAUGGGAACUGUCUAAUAGCAUGCAGGAGGUGCAAAGCGUGGACGAAAUAUACAAAUACGACAAGAAACAACAGCAAGAAAUCCUUGCUGCCAAACCGUGGACAAAGGACCAUCAUUACUUCAAGUACUGCAAGAUCUCUGCUCUGGCGCUGCUGAAGAUGGUGAUGCACGCGCGGUCCGGUGGGAAUCUGGAGGUGAUGGGUCUGAUGUUGGGGAAGGUUGACGGCGAGACUAUGAUAAUCAUGGACAGCUUCGCAUUGCCUGUGGAGGGAACAGAAACGCGUGUCAAUGCACAAGCUGCAGCUUAUGAAUACAUGGCCGCAUAUAUUGAGAACGCCAAACAGGUUGGCCGCCUGGAGAACGCUAUUGGAUGGUACCACAGUCACCCGGGUUACGGCUGCUGGCUGUCAGGAAUUGAUGUCAGCACUCAGAUGCUCAAUCAACAGUUUCAGGAGCCAUUUGUGGCUGUAGUGAUUGACCCAACUCGCACGAUCUCUGCUGGGAAAGUCAACCUUGGAGCGUUCAGAACAUAUCCAAAGGGUUAUAAACCUCCUGAUGAGGGGCCCUCUGAGUAUCAGACUAUACCUUUGAAUAAGAUUGAGGAUUUUGGUGUUCACUGCAAACAGUAUUACACCCUGGAGGUGACAUACUUUAAGUCUUCUCUAGACAGAAAGCUGCUGGAAUUGCUGUGGAAUAAAUACUGGGUGAACACCCUCAGUUCUUCCAGUCUACUCACAAACUCUGACUAUACCACAGGUCAGGUGUUUGAUUUGUCGGAGAAGCUGGAGCAGUCGGAGGCCCAGCUCGGCAGAGGAAGCUUCAUGCUGGGACUUGACUCACAUGACAGGAAAUCAGAGGACAAACUGGCAAAAGCCACAAGAGACAGCUGCAAGACCACCAUUGAAGCAAUUCAUGGCCUAAUGUCUCAGGUCAUUAAAGACAAACUUUUCAACCAAAUCAACACCAGCUCCAGCUCAUGAGACGGCUGCACAAUCCACAACUCCUGAGUUACAAUCUCCUCAUCGACAUCCACGGCUGCACAAUCCACAACUCCUGUCUGAGUUACAACCUCCUCAUCGACAUCCACGGCUGCACAAUCCUGUCUGAGUUACAAUCUCCUCAUCGACAUCCACGGCUGCACAACUCCUGUCUGAGUUACAAUCUCCUCAUCGAUAUCCACGGCUGCACAACUCCUGUCUGAGUUACAAUCUCCUCAUCGAUAUCCACGGCUGCACAACUCCUGUCUGAGUUACAAUCUCCUCAUCGAUAUCCACGGCUGCACAACUCCUGUCUGAGUUACAAUCUCCUCAUCGACAUCCACGGCUGCAGUUUACUGGAUUUCAUGCUCAUUAAAAGGAAUUUGUUUGCUUUAAGCAUAAAAAGUUUCAAAUAAACUUUGCUUUGAUGUGCUACUGUGUUAUGGCUGCUCUUCGUUGUGUAUUUGUAGUGCAGUGAAUCCCUCAGAACCUCUUCAUCCUUAACACAUGGGAAUGUGCGUCUCUCCCUAAAUGUAGACAGCACAUAGAUUAUUCAAUGUUUUCAU